AUGUCUCCAACAUCUAAAGUUUUGCCAAAGUUUGCAGUGGGUAAUAAAGAAAGAUUUUGUUCAGUUAGUCAUGUUCCAGGUUGUGUUUUAUGGAAUUUUGGGGAAAAUUACGGCAAAAAUCAGGGGUUUACUAAAUUUUGGUGUGGAUUUUUCGGAACAGGGGCGAAUAUGAACUUAUGUAGCCAGUGGUACAGGGAUCAACUCAAGGCAGAUGAACAAUCAAGCUUAGCCAAAGCGGCUUUCGAGAAAUCUGCAAACCCUAAGAGAGCUCUUACAACGACCCAGGAAGAAUCAGUCUUCUCAAGUGAUUUUAGUGUUGCAUACGAGAUUGGGGCUUCGCCAAGUUCAGCAUCAUCGGAUUCAGCAACAUCCACUAGUAAUGGAGAAAGCGGUAUAGUAGCGAAGAAUAGGUGUUUUAGUUGUAAAAAGAAACUCGGAUUGACAGCGGAUAAGUGCAAGUGUGGACCAGUUUUCUGCUCGGCUCACCCCUACCCGGAGAAGCAUUCAUGUGAAUUCGAUUACCAGGGCGUUGGGAGAGAUAUACUUGCGAAAUUGAAUCCUCAAGCUAUCAAACACAAAACAUCUGAUCAGGUUUCUGAAAGACGUAGAACAAUUCUUAAACAGAAAGAACUAUUUAAGCAUCACAGUUAG
Papaver somniferum (opium poppy) is the source of this 651-nucleotide messenger RNA. Its product is annotated as zinc finger A20 and AN1 domain-containing stress-associated protein 1-like. Lineage: Eukaryota; Viridiplantae; Streptophyta; Magnoliopsida; Ranunculales; Papaveraceae. The transcript is spliced from 5 exons. Bases 1 to 651 code for a protein of 216 amino acids. The record is from RefSeq and is a predicted model, not a curated record. Gene Ontology annotation, molecular function: zinc ion binding.